AUGCCAUUGGAUUGUGAGGUGUGGCUUCAUAAAUAUAAAAAAGCAGAUCCAGCUGAGUUUCAGAAGAGCUGCUCUUCAGCACACGAGUUUGGAGAGUUGAGAUGUGGGGGCAAAACACAGGAAACCAGUAUCCCUCAGGCUGCAAUCCUCAGCCUGGAGGAUACCCCCAAUGUCCACCCCAACCCUGCCCUCCUCAGCCCUGUGGUCCACCCCAACCCUGCCCUCCUCAGCCCUGUGGUCCACCCAGCUACCCUCCUCAUGGAGGACAUGGUUAUGGACCAGAGCCUGGUUGUGGAGAUGGACAUGGACAUGGACAUGGACAUGGACAUGAUCAUGGUCAUCAUGAUCAUGGGCAUCAUGAUCAUGGGCAUGGUCAUCAUGAUCAUGGUCAUCAUGAUCAUGGUCAUCAUGAUCAUGGGCAUCAUGAUCAUGGGCAUGGGCAUGGGCAUCAUGAUCAUGGACAUGGACACGGGCAUCAUGGACACGGGCACCAUGGACAUGGGCGCGGUCGUGGUCGUGGUCGUGGUCAUCAUGGACAUGGGCAUCAUGGACAUGGUCAUGAGCAUGGGCAUGCACACGGACAUGGGCACAGGCACAAUCACGGUCACAUGCAUGGUCAUUGCCACAAGAAAGGCAAGAAGUGUCACGGGUCCUCCAGCAGCUCCUGCAGCAGCGACUCGGACUAGAAGAAGAGAAAGACGGAUGUAACCACCUGGACACCUUCAUCCUGUUACAUAUUAACAUAAUAAUCAUUUCAUUUAACAACAUGAAUCUUACAGUGUUGUUUAUUUACAUUUCAAAUAUAUGGUUAAUGGACGUGAGCUUGUAUAGUUCUUUGCGAGAGCAGCGUGGGGUUAAGUGUCUUGCCCAAGGACACAUUGGACAUGUGGCGGCUGAACCCCCGACCUUCCAGGUUGACAGACUACUGAAGUGUCUGAUGUAACUAGGACAGAGAUAAUAUAAGUUUACAACGGGUGCGUCUUGUGAUAGUAUCUGAAGGAGAUUUAGGAGUCCCCUCAGGUGGAAUGUUUAAAUUGAGGUAUUGUAUAGGAGUAUUGCCACAUGUGGUUGUGUAACGUGAUGUUUUAUGACCCAUGACGAAAAGCGGAUGUUUGGAUGCAUAUAAGCAAUUGUCUCUGUGUGUUCGAGAGAGAUCAUUAUUGGCUUCUUGAUCCUCCUGGUCAGACGUGACCAGUGACUCUGUUUCUUGCUUAAAUAAAAUUAUACUCUUUGAAAGCAAGUCAGUGUCAACGGCGAAUUUCUUCAUCAUCAAACAUAUCAACAACAAGGAAAUCCACAUCACUACAAGACUACCCAAUGAGCCACAGCCACCUACAUAAGGCUAUUAAAGGCUGCAGAAUAUUUUUUAGUCAAAUUAAGAUUUCAUGCAUUUCAUGGCCUGUCAUAAGUGUUGUGCCCAUCACAUUUUAAAGUGAAAUAAUAAAACAUGUUAGUGGUUACCA
Messenger RNA from Labrus bergylta (ballan wrasse), 1463 nucleotides. RefSeq lists its product as uncharacterized. The record is from RefSeq and is a predicted model, not a curated record. NCBI's taxonomy places the organism in Eukaryota, Metazoa, Chordata, Actinopteri, Labriformes, Labridae.